Gongylonema pulchrum is the source of this 252-nucleotide messenger RNA. The record is from the annotation of a GenBank genome assembly. NCBI's taxonomy places the organism in Eukaryota, Metazoa, Nematoda, Chromadorea, Rhabditida, Gongylonematidae.
AUGGAUUGGUUGAUUGGAAUUGGAGCUUUGGCUGCAUCGGCACUGCUCGGUUACUACAUCGGUGUACAGUUUACAAAAAAGAAAUGCCGCGUCAACAAUAAAAUUAGACUUUCCUCCGAUAAGGUGGUGGAUUCGGUUGAUAUGGAGGACCUUGGUGCUAAAAAAGUGUUUUGUCGUUGCUGGAAGAGCGACCAGGUUGAUGAUUUUUGGAAUUUUAUUCAUUUAAAAACUGAUCCGUCUACUUUGCUAUGA